AUGGCGACCGCCUCUAUCAUAGCAUGCUCAGCGCGAGCGCCAUCGAGCUGUCUCGCGGCGCGAUACUCUUCAGGAGGCGCGCGCCGCGUUUCGCUCGCAGGCCGCGUUUUAGCCACCCAGAGCGCGCUCCCGCCGAGGAAAGAAGCGGAGAAACCCAAGGCAGUGGAUCCAGAAAUCGUGGAGGCCGGGAAAGAGGGAGAAACGGGUCCCCGUUCCCGAGAUGCUGACGUGGCUAGGAGUGCUGACGUGGCAGGGGAUGCUGACAUGGACCUAGAGGCGCUGGCUCGUGAGCUGAACAUGGAUCUGAAGGAGGUGCAGGAGGCGGAGAGGAUGUUCGAAAGUGCCAUGUCAGCAGUUGCCUCGCUGGAAUCGUUAUCUGCCAAGUUUGAUCAGAUGAUUCUGGAAACUGCUGCUGCUGAGUCGGCCGAAUCAGAGGAUUCUCGCAAGGGUUUAAGAGGGGUUUUGGGUGAAGGGGGUUUAGAGAAUGCGGGUUUAGAGGGUUUAGAAAGAGGAAUGAAAGAGCUGGUUAAGGAAAUUGAAGCCGCAUCGUCUAGGGUAUCGAGAGAAGGCAUCAGCAAAUCGGGGGAGGGGAGUGAAGAGGCGGAUGAUGAAGGUGCUGACGUGGACUUGGCAGGGGAGGCCAUUGCUGACAUGGAGAAUGACCUGGCGGAGCUGCAGCGGUCGGUGGCGGCCACGCUAGCUGAGCUGGACCGCACUGCCACGUCACUCACUCCGGAGCUUGGGCUGCAGGAAGUACUGAAGCUUAAGAGUUCCAUAUCUGCUGACGUGGCGCAGAUAGAGCAGCAGACAGGUGCCAUUCUCGGAUUGCUGAGAGAGGCCCAAGAGCUGCAGGAAGCUUCCCAGCAGCCCGGCGCUCCAAUGGGAGCGCGCCAGCUGGCGGCGCAGAGAGCCGUGGAGGCUCGGAACGCCAUGGCUGCGAUGGCAGGCUCGGCCGAAGCUGCGGCAGAGACGUUGAAGGCUUUGGAGCAGGAAGGGGCGGCGGACUGGGAUGGGAUGGGGGGAGUUAAGGGGGAGGCGAUCAGGAGGGCAGGGGAGGAGGUUAAACGGAGGAGGGGAGAGGAGGAGGGAGGAGGGGAGCAAGACGACGACGAUGAUGAUGACCGGCCAACCUGCCGCAGCGGCACGAGCCAGCCGGCCUACCUGCCGCAGCGGCACGAGGUGGCAGCCGACCGGGCGGAGCUGAAGAAAGAGCUUGCGGACAUGCUCGGCAGCAACGCGCUUGUCUGCUUACUCUGUCCUCGCCUCUACCCCCCCCUCCGGAGACCGGCCUACCUGCCGCAGCGGCACGAGGUGGCAGCCGACCGGGCGGAGCUGAAGAAAGAGCUUGCGGAGAUGCUCGGCAGCAACGCGCUUGUCUGCUUACUCUGUCCUCGCCUCUACCCCCCCCUCCCUUUCAAACCCUUCUCCAGCCAGCCAGCCUACCUGCCCCAGUGGCAUGAGGUAGCAGCCGACCGGGCAGAGCUGAAGAGGGAACCUGCGGAGAUGCUCGGCAACGCCCCAGCCAGCGUAACUGCCCCAGUGGCGCGAGGUUGCAGCAGACCGUGCAGAGCUCAAGAGGGAGCUUGCGGAGAUGUUCAGCAACGCCGUGCAGCUGUUUCAGGAGGGGGGAGGGAAGCAGGAGUCUCACCAGCCCUUGUCCCCUUACCCUGUCCUGUCGUCUCCUCUUCCCCUACCCAACCCAACCCCUCCUCCAGCCAGCCAGCGUACCUGCCGCAGUGGCACGAGGUAGCAGCAGAGCGGGCGGAACUGAAACGAGAACUCGCGGAGAUGUUCAGCAACGCCGUGCAGCUGUUUCAGGAGGGCGAUGAGGAGGGGGCGAUGGCUCUGGUGGCGGCUAAUGAGGCAGAAGUGAUGGGGCAGGUGGUGGCAGGGGAGGCGGGUGUGGAACAAUCAGCAGUGCUGCUGGCGCUGUCACAGCUGCUGCUGGGGAUGGGGGAGGAGGCCAAGGGGAGACAGCAAAUGGAUCAGCGAAUGCUGUGGAUGGGGGAGGAGGCCAAGGGGAGACAGCUGAUGGACCAGGUGACGGGUGACAGGUUGCCGCUGCUGCUGGGGAUGGGGCAGGAGGGCCAGGGGAGACAGCUGAUGGACCAGGUGAGGCUGUCAGGGGGAGGGAUGCGCAUGGCAUGGGGUGAAGGUUGGGAGGUUAGUGCAGUGCGGGUACCAGGUGCUUCUGGGGAUGGGGCAGGAGGGCAAGGGGAGGCAAUUGAUGGAUUAGGCUCUCGCUCUCGUGGCCUCUCACCCCUCCGAGCCUCUGCUAGACGAUCUGCUAGAGAACGCCGGGGACAUGCAUUAUGGCAUGGACAUGUAACUCUUCUUUCUCCUUCUGCCACUGGUCGCCCUUCCUCCCCUCUCUCCCCAGGCUCUCGCCCUACUGGCCUCUCACCCCUCCGAGCCUCUGCUAGUCGACCUGCUAGAGAACACGGGCGACAUGCGCUCGCCCUAGUGGCCUCUCACCCCUCCGAGCCGCUACUGGAUGAUCUGCUGGAGAACGCGGGGGACAUGUAUUAUGGCAUGGAGAUGUGGGAUGAGUCGAUCAAGAUGUACAGACGAGCCGUCAACGUGCAGAGAGAACUGGCAGGUGGCGAGCACUACCUACAGGCGUCCACCCUGUGCAGCCUCGCCAAUGCUCUAAUGGAAGCACAAAGGCACGAGGAAGCGGAGGAGGUGCAGAGGCGAGCGGCAGAGCUGUAUGAAGCUGCCAGGGGGGAGAGGUCCCGAGGGGUGGCGACGAUGCUGGUGCGGCUGACGCAGAUUCAGAUGGAGGGGGGGCGAGUGGAAGAGGCGGAAGGCAGCAUCCUCCGCGCCAAGGAUAUUCUGAUAGAGAAGGAGGGGCUGACAUCAAUGGAGGCGGCGAUUGUGGAGUUCACUCUAGCUCAAGUCAGGCAGGCACAAGGUCGUCCUGAUCUAGCAGUGGGGGUGUUGGAGAGCGGCCUUCGGAUCUUCGAACAAUCGGUGGAGCAGCAGAGGAGGAAGGGCGAGGCUGGAGACGCUGCUGAGCUGGCAGGAGCAGGCGCUGAGCUGGCGUGGGGCGACGAUGAGCUGGCGGGGACUCCCCGUGCGCUGGUGAACGCGCUUGGAGCGUCAGCGUUCCCGGCUUUCGAGCAGGCACAGAUUGAACUGAGCAUGCUAUAUGACAUUCUGGACAGGGACGAGGACGUACGCGUGUGCCUUAAGAGAGAAGCUCCUCUCAGCCAAGGAGCUAGCCGUGGGAUGGGACCCCUCUCUCCAGGGCUCGGCUCGACCCCCCCCUCAUCCAACUCGCCCAAUUCCAUGCCCACUUCUUCCCUUCCUCUCUUAUAUCCAUGCAGGGACGAGGACGCGUGUGCCAUAAGGGAAAAGCUCCUCUCAGCCAAGGAGCUAGCCGUUGGCCCUCUCUCUCCGGCCCUCGUCCCCCCCCUCAUCCAACUCGCGCAGUCCCGCCUGACCAUCGGCCAAUCAGAGGGCGCGGAGCGGCUCCUGCGCCGCGCGCUGCAGAUCGCCAGGUCAGCGGUGCCAGCUGGCGACGCGCGGUUGGCCGUGCCGAUCGAGCGCCUGGCGCUGUGCCUGGCUCAGAUGGAGCGAUUCGAGGAGGCUGAGAUGGAGCGAUUCGAGGAGGCUGAGGUGCUGGCGCGGGAGCACCUGAUGAUUGCUGAGGGGGCCGUGGAGAAGGCUGGACUGCGCGGGGAUACAGUGGAGAUGCUAGGGGCUGGCAAGGGAGCACCUGAAGAUACAGUGCAGAAGGCGGGAGUGCGCGGGGAUACAGUGGUGAUGCUAGCACAAGCCCAGCGCAACCCGGCGCUCAUACUCAUGGCCACAGGCCGGGCACAGGCAGCAGAGCUAGGCCCUCUUUCCACACACCCAACCCCCCCUCUCCCGGUUUUUGCAUCCGCCCGCUCCCCCGUCUCCCCUCCUGUAUCCCCCAGCGCAAGCCCAGCCCAGCGCAAUUUGGCGCUCAUACUCAUCGCCACAGGCCGGGCAGAGGCAGCGGAGCUUGGCCCGCAGCCUGGUGCUCAUCCUCAUGGCUGCAGGGCAGGCAGAGGCAGCAGAGCUGGCCCCGUUCUCCCCAACCCAUCCUCCCAUCCCCCAUGCACUGCACUGUCUCUCCUCCUGUCUCUCCCCCAUCUCCCCGUGCUUGUUUUUCUCCCCAACUCCCCCCUCCCCUUCCCCCCAGCGCAAGCCCAGCGCAACCUGGCACUCAUACUCAUGGCAACAGGGAGGGCAGAGGCAGCGGAGCUGUUACUGAGGAAGGCUUUAGCGAGGAUGGAAGGAGCAGUGGGGCCCAUGGGGGAUGCAGCGCUGGUGAUUGCUGGGUCUCUGGUGGUGAAUCUGCAGCAGCAGGGGAGGGACGAUGAGGCUGAACCGUUGCUCAAGAGAUUGGCCCUUGCAGAAGCUGCGGCUACUGGGAAUUUGUGA
Messenger RNA from Closterium sp. NIES-65, 4413 nucleotides. Lineage: Eukaryota; Viridiplantae; Streptophyta; Zygnematophyceae; Desmidiales; Closteriaceae. The record is from the annotation of a GenBank genome assembly.